UGUAGAGUUACCUCCCUUCUUCUGCUGAAUCUAAAUUUAAAUAGGACCUGCAAGUGAUGGACUAUGCGGAAGAUGUAGUUAUCUCUCUUAAAAUUCAGUGCGACUCUAUAGAUAUCUAUGAGUACACCGAAAACAGCCUAGUCCUGACAAUACAGUGAUGAUACAAUAAAUGUACCUUGGGAAGAGAAAUUAGACUGAAAACCAUCACAGGACACAGCAAUGAAAACACACCAAAGUCACCAGGGCAGAAAUUACAGAGACUAAAUUACCAUCAAAGGACACGGUGAUGAAAAUACACUAUAUCCUAAUGGGCAGAAGUUACAAGGCUACAGCCUGUUACAGGAAAUCGCGAUGAGGAUACAAGGCUAAAGUCUGUUACAGGAAAUUGUAAUGAGGAUACAAGGUAAAAAACUGUUACAGGAAAUCGCGAUGAGGUUACAAGGCUAAAGACUGUUACAGGAAAUCGCAAUGAGGAUAAAAGGCUAAAGACUGUUACAGGAAAUCGCAAUGAGGUUUCAAGGCUAAAGACUGUUACAGGAAAUUGCAAUGAGGAUACAAGGCUAAAGACUGUUAUAGGAAAUCACAUUGAGGAUUCAAGGCUAAAGACUGUUACAGGAAAUUGCAAUGAGGAUACAAGGCUAGAGACUGUUACAGGAAAUCAUAAUGAGGAUACAAGGCUAAAGACUGUUACGGGAAAUCGAAAUGACAAAUCAAGGUUAAAGACUGUUACAGGAAAUCGCGAUGAGGAUACAAGGCUAAAGACUGUUACAGGAAAUCGCGAUGAGGAUACAAGGUUAAAUACUGUUACAGGAAAUCGUAAUGAGGAUACAAGGCUAAAGACUGUUACAGGAAAUCGUAAUGAGGAUACAAGGUUAAAGACUGUUACAGGAAAUCAUGAUGAGGAUACAAGGUUAAAAACUGUUACAGGAAAUUGCAAUGAGGGUACACUUUAGUCGACAGUCCAGAAGUUACUAGGCAGAAAAAUAUUACAUGAAAUGGCACUGAGGAUACACUACAAAACAUGUACAAUCCUCUUCAUUAUAAUCACCAGUUCGGUUCUGUAUCUUUGGUUAUCUUCUAUACAGGUUGUCCCCUCUAUACUUCACGUCCAUUAUAUACGGAAACUUUGGGACGAGCCGUACUCACAAUGUGUUCUACAUCAGGAGGAGGAGACCAACUCCUUAAGUCCCCACCACCCUCUCUACGUCACAUUCUCUCUGCACGGUCGCCUUGGUAACUGGAUGUUUGCCUAUGCAUCACUCCUGGGAAUCGCUAUGAGGAAUAAUCGCAAACCAUUCGUGAGUGAACAUAGCAGUCUUUCUGCCAUUUUCAAGUUACAGCAUACAUUGCCAUGGCAACCAGUUUGUAUGGAUGACUUUCAAGAAAGAUAUCCUUGUAGGUAUGAUCGUCGUACGGAAAAUCUUCUUCUAGUAAAUCUGACACUCAAGCAGUACUUUCAGUCCUGGAAAUACUUUGAAGGCUACGAAGUUCAAAUUCGUAAAGAAUUUACAUUCCGGCCAGAUAUUUAUGCUGACGCAAAGAGGAUAUUUCUAAGAUACAAGGGCAGUAACUCUAACUCAUCUCUAGUUAUAAGUGUUCAUGUACGACGUACAGAUAUGAUGAUAUCUAGUUCUACAAAACUUGGAUUUAAGUCUGCCCCAUUAGAAUUUAUUAAUAAUGCCAUGAAUUAUAUGCGGAGCAAAUUUUCCCGUCAAGUCAUAACAUUUCUGGUUGUAUCUGACGAUUAUGUUUGGAGCUCUACACACUUGACUGAACCUGAUACUGUUGUUAUUCCAAAAAAUCAUCAAUUUGUAGAUAUAGCCAUACUGAGCAUGUGCAACCAUUCCAUCAUUACCACAGGAACGUACGGUUGGUGGGGGGCAUGGCUGGCAGGGGGACACACAGUGUAUUACAAGAACUUCCCUGAACAUGGUAGCCGUCUCGAUCAGGAUUUUGAUCCUGCUGAUUUUUACCCACCCUCAUGGGUUGCUAUGGAUACAGGAACACAUCAAUUGUUAAAUUUGAAUCUUAUGAUCUGUUUGUUGAUAUUUACAGUGAUAUUAUAAAUACAGUAAUCGGGUAUUACAGGAGUUUCUAUACAUUUUAUUGGAUUCAAGAUAUUGUACAAGUACAAGUGCACUUGCACUUAUCAGAUAUUAUUUCUUUGAUAAAACAUAUUUUACUCUG
Messenger RNA from Mizuhopecten yessoensis (Yesso scallop), 2187 nucleotides. Its product is annotated as galactoside 2-alpha-L-fucosyltransferase 3-like. Bases 996 to 2066 code for a protein of 356 amino acids. Gene Ontology annotation, molecular function: galactoside 2-alpha-L-fucosyltransferase activity. Gene Ontology annotation, biological process: carbohydrate metabolic process. Gene Ontology annotation, cellular component: membrane. The record is from RefSeq and is a predicted model, not a curated record. NCBI's taxonomy places the organism in Eukaryota, Metazoa, Mollusca, Bivalvia, Pectinida, Pectinidae. The transcript has 2 exons.